GAGGAGGCAGCUCAGGCGUUGUGGUCCGUGUGGCUUCCGCGUAGCUGAGAGGCAGUCAGAGAGCAUGAUGCAUGCGCUCCGCUGACCGCCUCGGCGCAGCUCCAUGUCGGAGGAUGCGCAGCCAGAGGCGGUGUGGCCUCCUGGAGCGAGGCCGACCAUGGAUGUCCACGACUGGCGAUUUCGGUUUAGAAGACGGAGCUGGGAAUCUUCACUGCCGGAAAGCCAUUCCACCUCGCAGAUGGUUUUGCAAGCGUCGCCGGCGACGGGGGAGGGCGCGAGCGCAGAACGAUGCGGGCGAGAACUGGCUUUGCCACACUGGAGCUCCUGGCAACCUGUUGCCACCACCACAUUUGAAACUUUUUCCGCAGCGGACAUUGCACCGCAGUUGCGGUCGUUCGCGUAGCGCUAGCGACCGGAAGCAGGAGGCGCGUGGAAAUCAUACGCGGCCGGCUUGCGACGUGUCCACCAGCACCAUGUCUUCAAAGCUACGGAAGCGAAUCAGUACCCAGUGCGUGUUCUCUUCGGAGCUCCCCUGGUGCCGGCGGGAUCUUCUUUCCUCUCUUUCGCUGCUACUAGGACUUUUUUUCGGCGGCCAUUUGCACCUCAGCGUGCGGGGACAGCAAGCUGUGGGCGUCCCGGGCCAAACGUCCCCCCGCGACAUCUUCGCCUAUCCGGGUUUCCGCAGCUACGUCGACGUCACGGGCACCCAAGCGGAAGAUUUUUAUCUGACCGGCGGGACGGUGACCGAUCCACAGCAAAACCCAGCCUUCUUCUCGACCGCCUACCUGGAGAACUGCGAGCUACAGGAAGACUUCACCCCGGUACCCGAGGCAAACGCGGCAAACCUGGAGGCCGAGCGGGUCGCCAACAACGGUACGCGGCCGAGCGACUUGGACGAGGUCACGUCGAAGCAGUACGGGGACGUGCAGGGCGCGCAGUUUCAGUACCUCCAGACGCGGUACAAGCCGCUGAACCUGCGGGAAAACGCGUUUCUCCUGCCCGACUACGUGAACAACCCGUUCGCGAUAUUACAAUGAAAAAUGCCCCCACCCCCGAACUUGGGAGCAUUUGUAUUGCAAACCUUGCCAAGUGAAACAUUCGCCCUCUUGCAUCUAUCAGCAUCACAGGUUUCCAAACGUGAAUAGUAAAAAUUUGUAUUGCAAAAGACCCCAGCAAGAGCGGCGCUUGUCAUGCAAGCGAUGCGACACACGCCUAGACUCAGCAUCAGAAAGAUUCAUACUGCUUUCAUGCAUGACAAAAAGUGUUCAUUUGGAAACUUCGCAUCACAAAUUUUUGCGAUUUCAGGGGUGGGGGGGCACUUUUCACUGUAAUACGCGAGCCGCAUCUUCAACAGCAGCUUCACCGAGGCAAAUCGCACCAUUGAAUUCGUUCCCGACGACUUUAUUCCCGACAUUGCACUUCCCCACAAAAGGCCGCAAGUCUGCCACUUCGGGCUGCGGCUGACCAACCCCACCGCGCAAAAUUGGGCUUCGAUCUACCGAAAGAAGAAGGUGUUCGUCGCGUAUGGAUUCAAAACUUCCUUUCACUUCCGCGUUUUACACCGGAAGGAGGAGUGCAAGGUCGCGGGAAAAGAAUCGCAAUGGUGCUACAAGCAGGGUGGGGACGGGUUCGCGUUUGUGAUCCAGAAUAACAAGCGUGAUGCGCUUGGGCUGGAGCGGGCGGGGAUGGGAUUCUCCGGAUUGUUCUUCACGCUCGCGAUUGAAUUCGAUAUGUACCGGGAUUUUGACAUGAAGGACGAAACGGACAACCACAUCGGGAUCAUGACCUCGAUGCGGGACGGGCAGCCGACGACCGCGAGCCACGAAAACAGCCGGAUCGCGGAAACCAGUGACUUGCCAAAGUUGCAGGAGGGUACGCACAAGGUCGACAUCGUGUAUGAAACGCAGGACGUGAAGUCCGAUGAGUACUACGAGCCGACGUGGUUUGGGGAUGUGCAACCGGAUUUUUUGCGCCGCCAGGCCACCGGCAGGGUGGGAAUUUUGAAAGUGUACCUGGACGGGGUGAAGAAGCUGAUCACGCCUUUGGACCUCUCCCAGGUCGUUGCGUCGGACAAUCUCGGGACGUUCAAGUUCGACAUCAACUAUUUGAACAACGCCGACGACGACGGCAUUUACCCAGGCCGGGGGUACGUGGGGUUCACCUCCUCCACCAAGGAGUCCCAGAUGCAGUCCGUGGACAUAUCAGGUUGCACAACUCCCCCUCUCUCCCUCAUCUGCAGGGCAAUAUUCAUCUGCAUUUUGCGCAUUUUGCAGAUUGCACAACUCCCCCGUUCAUAUGCAUUUUGCGCAUGCUGCACAUUUUGCGCAUUCUGCGCGUUUUGGCACGGUAUUCUGGGCAUUGUGCGCAUUUUGCACAACUACCCCUCUCGCUCAUCUGCAGGGCAAUAUUCAUCUGCAUUUUGCGCAUUUUGCGCAUUUUGCACAUUUUGCGCAUUUUGCACAUUUUGCACAUUUUGCACAUCUUGCGCGCAGUAUUCUGUGCAUUGUGCGCAUUUUGCACAUUUUGCGCAUUUUGCAGACACUCCCAGAAGGGGCGAAAUGCAGGCGCUCCCAGCUCGUCGUGCCCUAACCUCAUCGCCGGCCUGUCUCUGGUCGAGGCCUUUCUCGUGGGUUGGUGUGGCCGUGGCAUUGCCUUGUGCACCCCUCGGACCGCGCACCCCCCCGGGCUUGAGUCCCGCAGUCUGUGAAGCGUGACAAAUGAAGGGAGGGCGAGUAGUGCAGCGUCAUAAGACAUUCUUGACUGGCACUUCGAGUCCAUGCCCCCCUGCACCUCGGAUGAGAUGUACUGCCGCCUUUCCAAGAAUUACCCGCGGAAGAGCGAGGAUCCCUGCAAGUACGGGGCGGACUUCACGGGGGACGCGAGCAAAAAGGGGCCGCGGGGGACCAAGACGCUGCUGAACUGCGCCAUCGGGCUGCGGAACGUCGCGCGGGCCGCCCUGCGGGUGAGCGCGAAGUACCGCACGGGCCAGGACUGGGACGCGCAGCGGUGCCUGGACGUGAACCCGGUGACGAACAACGAGCGCAUGGGGCUGCGGGGGGACACGAUUCAGUGGAACCACGUGCACCAGUACUUUCUAUGAACUGCAAAAGUAUCGUAUUCGUAUAAAUGCAUUACAAAUUUGCUCAGCGUGAGAAAUAAAAUUUGUAGUGCGGAUUUGCCUUGGGAACAAGAUUUGUAAUGCAAGACUUGCAUUUAUACGAGUGCGAUACUUUUGCACAGGAUACUAUCUCGGGUGCAACAAAACGGUGCACUACAACGCGCACGCGGACAGCCUGUGGCUGACGUCCAGCGACGGCACCCGGGCGGUGCUGGUGGACGACCCGCACAUUCUGGACAACACGGCCGUCGCCUUUCGCCGCCAGCGCAUGUUCGAGUACUGCGUGCGCGAGCACGAAACGGACCCCUUGAUGUUCUACCAGCCCGCCGACUGCAACUGCGAGUACUGCGUGCGGCUGUUCGACAUCCAAAACUACUACUCCGUGUUUUACCAGAGCCGCUGCGGGGCGCGGUACGGGAUGUUCUGCCGCUGCCUGGAAGUCAGCGACGUGGGGACGGACCUGUACACGUUCUCGAAUCUGCAACCAAUGAGCUACAUCCGGGCGCCGGUGUGCCGAGGCUGCACCUACCACUCGCAGUGCAAGUAUUUUAUUGAAAUAAGUCGGGUUUUACUAUACUGAUCGCCGUGUUAUUCAUUCUUAUUUGCUUUCUGAUCCUGUUUCUGUCCGGAAAAUUUUGAAACACACUUUCUUUUAACAAUAUCUAUCUAUCUCUUCGACAACGUGAAUGAAUUCCAGUUACGUCCUGAAAGCCGGGCAAUGCCGACAGUCUCCGCUGAACCUGCGUCUGGGCAACCCGCUCGCACCAGAUCCGAUCAACAAGGGGUUCGUCGAUUUUCGCCUAGACAACGGCAACGUGAAGGACGGAAGACUGCGGGGUGACGUGUGCAACUGCGAGCCGGGCUACAUUACCUUUGUACAAGGCGCGAUGUGCCAGCCCGGUGCGGGACAGAGCAAGAGCGCGAUCUUGAUGCGAUCGUACACCGGCGCUUCUCUGCUGGAGCCCAUCACCCCCGACGAGUGCUACGAGUACUGCGACCGUGCGAGCGGGUGCAACUUCUUCACAUUCUGGGACAUGUAUGCGGUACCCAAAGGCUUGUGCGAGCUGUUCAGCAGCUGCCCCAAAACGCAGUGCGGCACGUACGACGACUACUGCCGGCAAGGCACGGUCUACAAGAUGGAGACGAUUUCGGUGUACCAAAACGAGCGCGGGGGCGUCGCCUAUCAAGUGUAAAAAUGUCUGGGUCUGGAAGAGUGCGCGAUUUGUCAUGCUGCUUUUCCAUGACCCAUGAGGUCUGGAAUGCCGGAGCUAGCAUGACAGAUUCUGCGAGGACUUUCUAAUGCCUAUCCUGCAUGAGAAACUACCUCCCGACUUGGUCAAAAUUCGGCGACUUUUGGUAAUCAUGCAACACAGAUUUUUGCAUGCUGCAGAUUUAGCACGACAAGUUGCAAUCUUCCAGACCCAGACAUUUUUACAUUUGAUAUCGCCACGCCGCAGCUGAUUUACCCGUUGCGCGGACUGCAGACCACGCGGCUGGCGUUAUUGUGAGGAAAAAUGCCCCCUCCCCAUAUCGAAAAGGCACGUCGCAGAAAAUUUGCAAUGCUGAUAUGCGACCACAAAUCAUCUCUGUCUUGCAAGAAUGCAACUCCACUCGCUCCGCCGCAUUAUGCAGGCGAUUUGUGAUGCUGCUGGGCCUAUAGCGCAGACGUUUCUCAUGCUAAGAGCCUAGUCCAAAACCUCUCUGCUCGGGCUUAGUAUGGGGCUGCAGUCCUCUCCAGCAAGACAGAUCUGAUCUGUGUGCGACAAUCCAGCGCCGCAAGCUUCGUUUUGAUAUGGGGUGGGGGAUUUUUCAUUUUGAUAGGCGUGCUUCGACUGCUUGCGCCAGUUUCCGGAGCCCGAUUGCGUGUUCCACUGCGGCCCGCCCGUGCAGGUCACGUUCCAGCACUACCCAGCGGGUCAGGCCUGCGCGAGCUGCAUCUUCGCGGGAAACUACUUGCACGAGCUGAACGAGAACGAGAUCACGGAAAUCAAGACCUGCGUCUACAACGCGAUCGGCGACGGCAACGACCCUUGGGUGUCCUGCGAUCCCAUUGUCCAGGAGCAGGCCGCGCGAAGCAACAGCCAUCAGGUAGAACUCGAAAAGUACACUACUAGGUUGCAGCAGCCUGAAACGAAGAGAUAAACAUAGAAAUGCCUCGUCUCUGUUUAGUAUUUCGAAUUCGAGGUGGAAGUACGGGGGUGUCCCUCCUUCCCGCACGAGGGAAUUUAAUUUGACACAUGGCGUGUCAGUCAGAAUAUGAAUAUACCCCCUUCCAGGUCGGAUCUGCCCUCGAUCUUUUCAACGGCGUGAGCUCGCAUUUCAUGACGGAGUGCCCGGGACGUCCGUUUGACACGUGGGGCGGGUUUUGCGCGCCCAACAUUCUCGCGCGGCAGUUCUUCACGAGCUUCGUGCUGCAUCACCAGGGCAGCAAGAACAACACGCUGUGGCCGGUGAACACUCUGGAUUGCGUCAACGCGAUCUGCGACCUCGUGCCGCGGGACUACUACAAUGAAAAGUGCCCCCACGACCCCGGAAGUUGCAAAAGUUUCUGAUGCAAGCAGAGAUUUUAGCUAUUCUCUCAGCAUUGAAGACUUGUGGUUGUGACGCUGAUGCAUGCAAGAUGGGGAGCGUUUCCAUUGGGAAGCGAAGUGUUGCAGUGUAGAUGCUGCCAAGUUCAUCUGGGAGGGGGGGCACUUUUCAAUGUGAUAGGGACAAGUGCUACUCCAAGCUGGCCGAAUGGAACUUCCAGGCGACCGGGUCGGUGCUCGACCAGGUGGGGAACUUGCACCUGCUGGACUCGGGCGGGGUGCAAGUCGUGCAGGGGCAGGGGCUGAUCUUCGACAAAACGCUGAAAAACCAAUACAUGGUGACGCCCUACAUGGCGAAGCAAGACAUGCAGGACGUCACGCUCGAGGUCUGGGCAACCAUCCCACCGGAGGAAGGAGUAGUGAAUGCCAAUAGAUACUGCUUUUUCAAUUAUACGAUUGGCAGUGCACCACCACCAGUGAUUCAAUCAGAUGGAAUCUCGUUCGUUAGAUCGGAUGAAAAUGUUUUGAUCGAUUUUCUAUCCACUUUAAGGUGCAAGAUGCGUUGUCCGGGAAAACCGGAAAUUUAACUGCUACGACCGCGUGGAAGGACCGCUACGCGCCCUCGAAAGCUUUGGAUCAAGACAUGGACACCUACUGUAUGGCCUCCUCAGGUGUUACACCCUCAACUGUUACGUAGCCAACGCGUUUGUCAUGCAAAAUCUGCGUCACGUUUCCCGUUUUCAUGUAGCCACGCAGCACAAAUUUGAGAUGCCUCAAAUAGCACCAUCGAAAUCUGUCCAAAACUUGUCAUUCGAACGGCGCAGCGUAUCGCGCUUUUCUCUUGCUGGGUUGCCUUAAAAAACGCUGUCGGGUACGUGACAGCUGCUGAGAAUGUAACGGCUGAGGAGGCUAUAUACUGGUCCUCGGGUUUGUUUGAGUUCCAGCGCGUGACGAUUGACUUCGAAAUCGAUUUUCGGAAGACAGUGUGGGCGGAGGGGUGGAAGAUUUACUUCUUCCACCGGGUUUUGGAUUUCGGCACCUUGACCGCCGAAGAGGGGUACUACGGUGAGAAGCUGGAGUGGGUGCAGUUGAACACGGUUUUGGACAACAACGACUACAUUGUGGACUACGGCACCUCGGCCUACUUCCGCGGGCGCUGGUUUCUGCUGAAGAUGGAGCGGCUGCUGGACGAGCGGUUGACUGGGCCGGGCACGGGGCAGUACGUGGCUACCAUCCGGGAGAUCGAGAUUUACUUCGACCGGAACCUCGCGCGACUGCAUCCGAGCAACCAGACCUACGCGAUCGACUACGGUCCGCAGGCGAUGUUGGACAAGAACGAGCAGAGCUACUGGAGCAGCCCGCCCUUCACCGGCGUGACGACGGCGGUCGCGAUGCUCGAGUUUACUACACUGACGCAGAACAUCGCAUACACCCGUAUCAGCUGGAACCUGAAGGCCUCGGAGUGGUACCUGUACGCGUUCUCCAAAACCUGCGGCGAGUUCCUCGGCCCGACGCCGCCCGCCGGGGCCACGUACGUGGCUGGUGACGUCACGCUGAUCACGUCGAAGACGUCGGAUUUGAGCAAUUACGACGCGGACGUGGUAUAUUUCCCAUACGACGCUCGUUGCGUCAUCGUGUACAUGAUUACCUCGCCCUACCAGGACAAGCAGCUCGUCCAAAUCCGCGAGCUUGAGGCUGCGCCGUACAAUCCGGAGCAGAUUCGGGGCAACACGACGCUGGCGGAGGGCGCGGGCAUGACGAACCUCGUCGGGAUCGAGAACGAGGGCGUUACCCGGGACCUCGCGUUUGUAUUCGACAACGACCUGACGACGUAUUUCUUUGCUAGCGCGUUGGGUUACUUCACGAUCGAUUUCCUCGAGCCGACCGAACUAUUUCGUGUGCGCGUCGUGUGGGCGACGGUCGGGGGGACAACCUACUCCCCCGCGGGGUAUCAGGUGUCCAAUUCCGCAGACGACGGGAGGACCUUCCAGGUGUUGAUGAGCGACCCGCUGGUCGCCGCCGGCCCGGACGCCAUCAUCAUUUUUCCUGGAGCCAGGACGGUCACACUCUUUCGCUUCGAGUUCACCACUUUCAACCCGUUUCUGGGCGGGCUCAUCGGAUUGUCGGAGUUGGAGUUUUUUCCGUCCUCGCCGGUCACGAUUGCGAACAUUUUCACAAAGCCAGUGAUGGAAGCCCCGUUGACCUACACAAACGCGUUUUUCGACAAUAUCUACGCCCCGGUUCCUUACUACGACCAAACGGCCAAGCCCUUUGCUUGGCAGGACCUGGAGCCGGUGAUUCCUUACGACGAGAACGAACUCUACAGCGCAGAGCGGCUGUGCGAUGGGGACAAGAGCACCGCCUUUCUGUCCAGCUUCAACAAGGCGUACCCGGGCGGGACAGAAACAUUGCGAGUCACGCUGCCCUUUACCCAAACAGAGAGGGUAACUUUUAGUACUGCAAUAGUGGCCGCGGCCGAAGAUGUGUAGUAGGGGACAACUACGUGGUCAUAGGAGUAGCUAGAUCCAAUAUUACGAACUCGAGUACAACUCCUUUCGUUUUUAUUCCAUCGGGAGCUCAACAGGCAAUUUGAAACUUCUGAAUGACCGACAGAUUGUAAGUCGAUGUCCAUGUCGUGAACAAAAUAAUUUUUGUCAGAUCGAUGUGGUGGUGAUCGAGUGGCGGCUUCGGUCGGAUACGUUGAUCCUCCAGUGCGGGGCGGAUGUUCUGAAGACGUUGAUCUCGGGGCCCAUGAUUGCCAAUUUGUAUCCAUGGGACGGCAUUGACUACGUCACAAACUGCCCGUCCCUCACCCUCACGCUGGCGAUGCCGCGCGACACGUACGCGGACUACAAGAUGAUUGCCAUCCGGGAGGUAAGAGCGUAUGAAUUCGGAACGCCCUACCCCCUGGCCGCGGUGCACCAGUUCAUCCCGACCGUAGCCGGCGUGACCAACUCCGGGGGAGCGAACUUGAUUCAAAACAGCAAUGAUCCGGCGUACUACGCACUGCAGUCCAGCCCGUUGGUGUGGAGUACGAGCGCGAUCGUGAUCCCCGGUGAGGAUGCGUCUAUCGCGGUGCAGCGGAAACGCGUGUCACUAGUGUUAGACCUCGGACCGAACACCGAGCAAUUCUGGGGGUUGAUGAUAGAUUUCGGAGCAGUUUUCCCUAGCAAUAUCGACAUUUUCGCCAGCUACAACGCGGUCGCCUACAGCGCAGACCCGAUCUUUUCGGUCCGCGGAAAAGCGGACGCCACGCCGGAGUACAUGUUUGCCGAGUUCAAGGCCCGAUAUUUGAAAUUAGCGUUUCUCGAUCCCGGCGCCGCGGAGGUCACCACGACCGUAGGAAAUACCACGAGCACCGCAUUUCAGACGCUAACAACGUGGGGAUUCAUUCAUUGUUUUUGAUGCUUCUAUCCUCUGAUUGUUCUAACUUUCUUCGAAAUCGAAUCAGCGAAAGUUUGAGGCCAAAGGCUGCUGUCUUUCUUGCGUCAGCUGUGGCGCUCGUAUGCGAAGCUGCAGUGCGGUAUAAUUUCUCUCUGUACUAGAAGUACUUCUAGACGGGUAUGAAAAAUAUUGCAUGCUUCAUGUCCCUUGGUGAAAAUCAAGAUUUUGUUUUCAACGAACGAUUUCAGGUACCAACUCCGGAGACUUUUCGUGUACAAUUCGCCGAACAAGGCACUGGGCGUGAAGGCCACGUCGAACGAGAAGUUCGAGCACACGUCGGAAAUCGCCGUGGACGGCAACCUGAACCGGCCGUGGGUGAACUACCUGGACAGCACGCGCGCGACGCUGAUGCUGAACCUGCUCGAGAAGCGGGAAGUAGUCGGGGACCUGUUCAUCCGCUGGUGGGUGCCCGCGAAGGACUUCGUGAUCGACUACACCGACGCGAUUCCCGGGGAGCCCCCGGUCACGGCCAACGCCGUCUGGACGCACUUGGCGACGGUGACAAACAACGUCGACACGCUGACCACCAUCGUGAAAGACUUCGAGGCGCAGUACUAUCAAAUGUAAAAAUGUCUGGGUCUGGAAGAUUUCAAGACUUGUCAUGCAUAUUUUCCAUGACCGGUGACGUCUGUGAUGCAUGCUGUAGCAUCACAGAUUUUUAGAGCGCUUUCUGAUACCUCUACCGCAUGAGAAAUGCCCUCUCCGCGUAGCACAAACUGGAGUCCUCUUGCUGUUCAUGCAAUACAAAUUUUUUCAGAAUCCACAGACAGCAUCACAAGUUUAGAAUGUUCCAGACCCAGACAUUUUUGCAUUUGAUAAGUACGUCCGACUCACCAUGACCCGGUCCGCGCACUUCGACUUGGCGCAGGGGGUGGCGAACAAGGGCCAAGUGAUGUACGCGAUCUACGCCGUGGAGAUGAUGUUUGAGAAGAACGUUGCUCGCGGAAAACUGCUACAAGUGCAGCCGCCGCACGACGGGGCGCCGGAAGUGGACCCCAACCGCUUCGCGAUUGCCAACAUUUUGGACGACUCGUUGGACCUAUGAGAGUGCACAACUCCCCCUCGUUCUCGUGUGUAUAUGUAAAAUACCAAUUCAUCCACAUCUUGCCUUCUGCCACUACUACGCAUGACAGGUUCAACAUCCCGAAGACGAAACAGCAUAAGCAUCGGUCGUUAAUAUUAUGCCAUGCAAGAAAUACAGCUGCAUCUUUGCCAGCACUUGCGUUGCUGUGGAUGCCAUCGAUCGAUGAGGGCUGGACGAGUGGUGCACUUUGAUAGGACACCUUCUGGUUCGGAAACGUCGGCGUGCCGCAAACUAUUCUGGAGUUCGAUUUGCAGGACUACAUCUGGGUCGGCGGCGCGGAGAUGCUGUGGCGGUUCUGCCCGGACAUUUUGUACUUCCAGGGCUACAAUUUAGAGCUGGACAAGUGGUUCAACGUGACGGGGACGUUUUUCAACUUCACCGACCCCAACACGCCCGUGCCGCGGCAGACGCUGUCCACCUACAACCUCGCCAUCCACACCGGGUUCCAGGCGAACAAGCUGCGCCUGGUGAUCGUGAAGAAGCGGCCGCUGCCGCAGGGGGACUACUGGGCGGCGCUGAAGAACUUCCAGCUGUACAAGCCGGCGGAGCUGAUCGCGAACACGCUGACCAACCGCCCGAGCUUUUUGCGGCCCCCACAGGCCAACGUGAAGUCCGGGGGCGGGACGGACACAAAUUCGCUGGUGGACGGGUCCGUGAUCGGGGCCGUGUGGCAGGCGGAGACGGGCGUCCGAGCCGCCACCAUCCAGCUGAACUGGGACAGCGUGGUGCCGGUAGGCCGCAUCUACAUAUACUGGAGCGCGCUGGCGGAUGAGUUCCAGAUCGACUGUCUCAACCCGGAGGACAAGGUAAACCCCGACUGGGUCACGGUGUACUCCACCAAGGGCAACACCCUCUUCCUCACGCAGCUGGAGCUGUACCGCCAGGUGACCAGCGUCCGCGUCAAGGUGGUAAACAGCUUUUUCGACAUCCGGCUGUAUGAGAUCCGCGUGUGGUAUGGAUGUGUCAGGUUUGAAAUCGUCAAAGUUGAAAUAGUUUGUCAUGCAUAAAAUGCAAGGCAUGAAGUGCCUGUCUUGCCGGGAUGGCAAGUGAGGCCGCGUGUCAGCCUGUUUAGGGUUUGAAGUAGAGCUGCUAAAGGAGCAUGACAAAAGCAGUCGUCUGUGCCCAAACAGCAUGACAAAUUGGAUUCCGGUGCUCGGAAAAUUUGUCAUGCGCCGCUUAGAAAUUGGGUUUCCAACUGGUAUCCAUUUUAUGCAUGACAAAUCGUUUCAACUUUGUCGAUUUCAAACCUGACGCUUCCAUAUGUGGGAGGCCGUGAAGGGCAACAACGAAAUCCGGGCGGUAUCCUGUGCAAAACUAUCGUACUCGUAUUGCAAUAAUGCAUUACAAAUCCUGUUCUUAAGGGAAAUUAGCAUUACAAAUUUUAUUUCUCAUGCUAAGGGAAUUUGUCAUGCAUUUAUACGAGUACGAUACUUUUGCAAUUCAUAGGCGGUGCAAGAGUGCAAGUUCGGCGCGGUGGUCUGCUCCGGCGCUGAUGUCGCGGAGGCUUUCGACGGGACCCGAGUGCGGGCCACGGACCCGGACAUCAAUACGUUUUGGAUGCCAAGGCCAGCGGAUUCCGGGAUUGAGGCCGUUCUGGACUUGAACCGGGUGUACACCGUCACGGAGCUGAAAAUGUACUGGACCUACUACCCCACGCGGCAGGUGUUGUACAGUACGGAUUACGACAAGUGGUUCGUGUUUAUUACAGGAAAAAGUGUUCUAUAAUGUUAACGGAACUUGAUGGCAUGCAGGAAUGCACGAGAAAUGAUGUUUGUAUUGCAUAGCAUGCAUGAUUAUAGCGGUAUGAUCAUUUGGAUUUGUCAUGCGCGACUGCAAUGCCCCAAAACCAUUCGCGUUAGCACUUUUUUGUUUGAUAGUGUUUCUUUUCCGCCCGGACGCGGUCCUCUUCGGGCUGCAGGAAGCGGAAGUGGGGGUGAAGUUUUUGGUGAAGACCAUCGAGAUGCGGUACCUGAAGAUUUUGAUCACGGUGAACUACCUGGACCAGGUGGACGGGCAGCUGGGCACCGGGCUCCGGGACAUCCGGAUUAUCAUGGACGGAAAUCUCGGUCGGGGGAUCCCGGCGACCGCGACCAGUGUGUGGGAUUACCCCUUGACCAACGUCGUGGACGGUUCGAUGACUACCUACUGGGCCGGGGAGCUGAAGGUAUAAUUUUGGUAUAGGUGAAUUUUUACUCAUUGUCAUCACUUUCAAUAGAACGCAUGGUUUGGAGAGGACAAGUACACUCUACAGGAAAUCCCCUAAGAUUCUAGCGAUACGACUUAGCUUCUGGAGAAUUUUUUUUCAACACCAGCGAAAAAUGAACAUUAAAACGAAACUUCCCCUUACAGCGAAACGACGCGUACCUGAGCCUGGACCUGCAGUACACACGCAACGUGGCGGGCAUGCAGAUGACGUUCGGCGACAACUACCCCACGAGUAUUUCCGUCUACUACCACGACGCGCAAAACAACCACUACGCGUAUGCGAUCGAAACGAACACACAGAACAGCAACGUCUUCACGGUGCCUUCCACCACCCACUUCCAGACGCGGUACAUCAACAUCCGGGUGCGGAACCCGAAGAUAUACUCCCCAGAUCCGGAUUUCCCGAACGACGACGGGCGGAACAUGCAGCUGCUGCAGAUUUACGACAUCCAGAUCUACGAGCACCGGGGUGGCGGCGGUUUGUUUGGGCUGGAAAACACGAAGACAAAAGAGUACUCCACCAUCGCGUUCGCCCAGUUCCAACCCCUGCAGUGGAACGUGGCCUCUGACAGCGGGGCGCGGUCGGACGCGACCUUUGCCACGACCGAGGUGGAGUCGGUCGGCCAGCUGGUGCACGUGGUCACCACGUUUGACCGCGACGGCAACAUCGCGAUCUACCGGAAUGGCGAGCGGUACGGCAACCCGUACACGCGGGCGCCGGCGAUCACCUGGGCCCAGGGCUUCGACGACACGCGGUUGGUGUUUGGGGUACGCAGUACCAAGUUCGCAACCGACCGCGGCGUGAUCUCCGGGGAGUUUGAGGAAUCCAAUCUGGGUCGGUCCGCGGACAUGGACCCGCUGUCUGCGUUCUUCCAUGGCACCAUCCACCGUGCGUCGAUCAUCAAGGGGGCGCUGCUGAACGAGGAGGUGCGUGGGCUGUACAUGGGGGUCGAACUCGGGUGCCACUGCUACGACGCCUGUCCGGUGGGGAGUAACCGGUUCUUUCCCCACGUCCCGGUGCCCUGCAGCGGGCAGGGCGCGUGCCGCCGGUCGGCGACGGGCGAACCCUUCGCCCCGGGCACCUGCGACUGCUUACCCGGGUACAGUGGCGACGCCUGCCAGUAUCACUGCAGCGAGGUGUCAGAAACGGGCUGCUGCGACGUGGAUGACGACUGCCCCUGCGACAAGACCAACGCCGCAGACUGCGCAACGUGCAACACGAAGACAAAGGCCUGCGAGUUCCCCUCCGCGACUAGUGCCUUCCUGCGCUAAAAAGUAGGGUAGCAGGUGUAAGUCUAAGUAUCCCGGUGGUUUUUUCAAAAAGUAGUCAUGUGUUUUGAGGCAAUUGUGGUGGACGAGGAAUCAUCAUUUUCAUCAAUUUUGACUUAAGCUAUUUAAUAGCUUAAGUAACAAAAGGGGUAACAAAUUCAGACGAUUUGUGGUCAUCCCACUUUUCACCCGCCCGGCCGGGUGGGUGAAAAGUGGGACAGAACCAGGAUCCUGACCGACUGAGCGGAUCUUGCUUUUCUCCGUUCGUGUGCGCGCCAAUCCGGCUCCGUCCCACUUUUCACCCACCCGGCCGGGCGGGUGAAAAGUGGGAUGACCACAAAUCGUCUGAAUUUGUUACCCCGCUCUAAAAGCAAAUGCGAUUCACAAUAAAUUAUCGGUUCUUGUUUUCGUAGACACUACGUCGACGAUGAGGAGUGCGUAAAGGCCAUCAUCAAGUUUAAUCCGAAUAUCCUUACCUUGCCGUGGAAUGAUUAUCGUGAAGUUUAUUUAGAUCACUGAAAAGAUCCACUAGAAAAGCCAAAGCGCUCGGGUUUUGUUGAACUCCGGUGGAAGUUUUCUUUUUUCCUUGAUACACUGUACAGAAAUUUGUGCUGCACUACGUUUCGACUGCUGUCGCUGGUAGCUAGUGGAAUCUGUACCUUAGCAAUUGUUUUUCUUAAUUCGUACAGGACUUUACCUCAGACGCACGAAGGAGAUUUCUCGUUACGUUUCGCACGCAACCUCGAAACCUUAAUAUGCACGCUCUGCUUUCGUCCAUGUUCGCACGGAGAUGUCCGCUGAGUGAGGUCGUACGUACAGCUGAGAGUCUUCCAUUUUCUUCAAAGAAUACUAACGAUAACAAUAAACCGCACUUCGUCCUGCCUUCGUUCUUGGAAAAAGAGAGUUGUAAACGUCAGACGUACUACGCUUCCUUCCCCCCGUCGUGCCUUUUCGUGAAUUGUUGACACGGAUGAAAGAAGACUGACCCUACGUAACUACCUGAUUUUCAUCCCAAACCCGUCCUUCCCACCUGUCAUACGAAAAAAACUGAAUUGACCAAAAGCACCACAGGAAUUAGAAAGUCGAAUAAU
This is a messenger RNA of Amoebophrya sp. A120, 14739 nucleotides long. The record is from the annotation of a GenBank genome assembly. NCBI's taxonomy places the organism in Eukaryota, Dinophyceae, Syndiniales, Amoebophryaceae.